This is a messenger RNA of Nicotiana attenuata, 1231 nucleotides long. RefSeq names its product transcription factor bHLH30-like. Bases 134 to 901 code for a protein of 255 amino acids. Lineage: Eukaryota; Viridiplantae; Streptophyta; Magnoliopsida; Solanales; Solanaceae. The transcript has 2 exons. Gene Ontology annotation, molecular function: DNA-binding transcription factor activity; protein dimerization activity. The record is from RefSeq and is a predicted model, not a curated record. Gene Ontology annotation, biological process: regulation of DNA-templated transcription.
UGCUAUAUAUAUAUAAGGUAGGCUCUAUGUUAUACAUGUGUGAUAAGAUCAAGAAAAUUGUCCUAAAACCUUUACAUAUUCUUAAUCAGGGUUUCCAACAAAAACAACUUGAUCAACAAUCAUAGAUACAUAUAUGGGUGAAGCUGGAAAUAAUUCAGGAUUUAUGUUCCCAGAAAUGUCUCCACUUCUCCCUCAAAGCAUCAAUACUCUUCAUUUUCCGAGCAACCAAAUUCAUUACUACGAUCCAUUUAAUCUUUUUACAUCAGUACCAUCACCUUAUGGAGGUUUAUUCAACAGAAGAUCAUCUCCUUUUGGUCUACAAGAUGAGCUGCAGAAAGUGAGUGGUAAAGAAAUAAUGGAUGCCAAAGCUCUUGCUGCCUCAAAAAGCCACAGUGAAGCUGAAAGAAGACGUAGAGAAAGAAUUAAUAAUCAUCUUUCUAAACUUCGAAGCCUUCUUCCCAGCACUACAAAAACGGAUAAAGCAUCAUUGCUAGCUGAGGUGAUACAACAUGUGAAGGAGCUCAAGACACAAACGUCACAAAUAACUGAUACAAAUUCAGUCCCAACUGAGAUGGACGAACUAACAGUUGAUAAUUAUUCGUCUGAGGAAGAAGGAAACUUUGUGAUCAAGGCUUCAUUGUGCUGUGAAGAUAGGUCUGAUCUUUUGCCUGACCUCAUCAACACUUUGAAAUCUUUGAGGCUAAGAACAUUAAAGGCUGAAAUAACAACACUUGGUGGACGUGUUAAAAAUGUGUUGUUCAUAACACAGUCGAAGAGUAUUAAUGAUGAUCAACUGCAAUAUUCUUUAAGCUCAAUACAAGAAGCACUAAAAGCAGUGAUAAAGAAAUCUAGUGGGACUUCAGGGAGUGUUAAGAGACAAAUUAAAGGACUACUAUCAUAAGUAACAUAGGCUUUUUUUUCCCUCCCAAUUUAGGAGGAUCUAUAGUGUUUCCACACUUCCCCUCCAGCGUGACUCGAACCCAGGAUCUAACGGUCGUGGGUGGAGGUGCUUUUACCAACUCACAAGCCUCACUUGUCGGUCUAAGCCUUGCUUAUUUAUAUAUCCAACGUCUCUCCCGUAUUUAUCAAUGUGGGAUUCAAAAAAUAAUACUAUUUCUUACUAGUUUCCCGACAACUUUUUGGGAUUUUUUGUCGUGAUAGAAACUCGACAAAACCCGUAAAUUUCGAACACCUAUUUCAGUACGAUUUUAGAUAUAAGUGUUUCAUUCAA